Molecule: messenger RNA, 3981 nt
Organism: Cordyceps fumosorosea ARSEF 2679
Lineage: Eukaryota; Fungi; Ascomycota; Sordariomycetes; Hypocreales; Cordycipitaceae
Product: Spindle associated
Exons: 2
Coding region: 1-3981 (1326 amino acids)
Cellular component (GO): microtubule organizing center
Source: RefSeq, a predicted model, not a curated record
AUGGUGCAAGGUGGCUUUGGCGGUGUCCUUGACACCCCGAGGACCAACCUUGGGGAUGCUACGUACCUCAGUCGCGGUCCAGAUUUUGCCGACAUCUCACAGGAAGCCUCCUUCCACUCGCCACAAAAGGAUAGCGGCAACAUUCUGCAGCAGCUUCGCAAUGGACGCUCCAACGGCAACGGCGUCAGCAUCAGAACACCCCGCCGCGAUCCCCUCACAGACCGAAACAACCUACCGCCCAGCAUAGGCGGCGCCGAAUUCACGCCCCUGCUCAAGUCGGCCACGAGAAAUAGUGUUCGACAGCGCGGGGGCAAGGAGAAUGGCACCGUCAGCUUAACGCCCAACCUAAGCCGCAUCGACGAAAACGACCUGACGCCGGUGCCGCGAAUGGACGCUUCCAUGUACUCAUCGUCACGAAAUCAAUCAUUUCUCGACCACACAAUCCCAAAGAUCGACAGUAGUAGUGUUACCUCGACCCCUCUUGCGAUUGCGACAAGGCGUGGAGGCGACAAGGGUCCUCUGCAAGAUGGCAAUCAGCUUUCUCUCCGAGAACAAGAAAACGUCAUCGACAAGAUUGAAAAGGAAAACUUUGGGCUGAAGCUCAAGAUUCAUUUUCUAGAGGAUGCCCUUCGUAAGGCCGGCCCUGGGUUUCACGAAGCGGCCCUCAAAGAAAACACCGAAUUGAAAGUGGAAAAAGUUACCAUGCAAAGGGAAGUCCACCGCUACAAAAAGUCCCUAGUCACUGCGGAGCGGGAACUGGAAACAAGUCGCCGCCAAAUCCUCGAGCUGCAGAGCAGGGCGUCGCAAAGCCAGCAAGAUGAUGGGCUCAGCGCCGAAAUGGAAUCCUUGCAACGACAACUCGAUGACAAGGAAGACGACAUCCGCGACUUGCGACGCCAAAUUGCGGCCGGUCAGGGUAAUCAGGAGCAGGUGGAGAGUCUUCAAGAUAACGUCGAAGAUCUGGAGGCGGAUCUUCGAGAUAAAGAUCGUCAACUAACAGAGCGAGAAGACGAGGCCGAAGAUCUAAAAGACAAGAUCGAGGACGCUGAAGCAAGGGCAAGGGCGGCUGAGAAGAGGGCACAGGAAGCCGAGGAAAACGGCCAGGACAGCGACGAGCUUGAUGAAGCCAAAGAAACAAUUCAAGAUCUGGAACAAAACAUUCGCCGCCUAGAGGAGCAAGUCGACGAACUCAACGAGAAACUCGAAGCAGCCGCGACUGACAAAGAUCGAGCCGAACGCGAUCUGGAGGAGCUCCAAGAAGAAAUGGCCAACAAGUCUGUCGUUACGAAAGGCCUUUCCCGACAGAUUGACGAGAAAGUCACCCGGCUACAGGAUGAACUCGACAAGGCCGGUGAGGACUACGCUACACUGGAAAAGGAAUACACGGCGGCGAACGCAGAGAUCGACGAGCUCAAGGCCAAGGUAGAUGAACUCGAACAUGAACAGGCAGACCUGCGACAAGAAAACCCGGAAAAAGAAGCCAGGAUCGAAGAGCUUGAAGCAGAGCUGCAGGCCCAGAUGGACGAAAAGGACUUGAUCCAAACCCGGCAUGAUACCCUAAGCGCAGAAUCAACGGCGCUGCAAAGAGAAGUCCAGCGGCUACAAACACAGGUGGAGGAGCUCGAGAGUAGCGUCGACCAGGAGAGGAAUGCUGCUGUAGAAAUUGAAAAGGACCUGCGCAGGCACCAGGAUGAGCUUGAGCGUCUGAAUGACGACAUUUCAGAUCUGCAGGCUGAGAUACGCGAGAAAGACAACAUUUAUGACAACGACAGCGAGAGGUGGGAGACGGAGAAGCAGGCCUUGGAGGCAGAGCGGAAUCGUGCUGAGGAAAAGGCUGCCGGGCUUCAACGGACGGUAGACCGCCUGCGCGAAGCCGAAGGAUCUCUAUCAGACAGGGGUUCCAGGCUCCAGGAUGGUCUCAAGAUGGAAGAGGAGCGCCAUCGAAGCGAGGAGGCCCUGAUGACAAGACAAAUAGAUGAUCUCCAGGAUGCUCUAGAGACUCGGCAGAAGAUGCUGACUGAUCUACGAAGUGAGCUCUCCAAAGUUCGCGAUGACUUGAGACAGGCGCAAGUGGACUAUCAGACCCAAGGAAACAAGGUGAUUUCGCUGGAGGAUCAGAUUGUAGCGCUGCGUAGCAGGCCAACCGCUGUGAGCACGCCAGCUCGACGCGAGGGCGAGGCUCUGAAGCGCGAAUGUGAGAGUCUGCGAGAGCAACUCCGCACGUUGCGUUUGAGCGUGGAAGCAACUCGCGGCGCGUCUGAAGGGACUCCUAUGCGCAGCUCACAAACACCAACGCGUCUCAAAUGGCAGCUCACAGACGCCAGCACCAAGCUUGACAAGGUGUCCUCGGAAAAGAAGGCCCUUGAAGACAGCUUGUCUGCAAUCCGGGCUGAGCUUCGCAAUACUCAAAAUUCGCUAGCCGAGAUCAAGGCUGAGCGUGAUGAGCUAGACAGCCAGCUGCGCCGCGCAAAGCUUCAUGACAACGACACACUUCGUGUAGAUCAAGAGCGUCUUGAUCUGCGAACUGCCAAACUGAAGCUCGACGGCGAAGUUCGCCGACUACGAGACGAAAACAAGGCCCUCUCAGAACAGCGCCAGUCUGUAGAAAAGUCGCUCGAGAGCGAGAUUGAAAAAGCUGCGGCUGAAGAGGACCGACUCAAUCAGGAAAUCAUGCAGCUUCAGGCCAAGUUGCGACAGGCGUCCUCGGCCGAGACGGCGGACAACUCUACGACGCGCCGGAUGAUUCGCGAUCUAGAACGUCGGGUUGAGGAUUACCAAGCACAGCUGGCCUCGGCGCAGGCGCUCCUGGACGGCGAAGGCACAAGCGAAGUGUCCAUAAUUCGGCGCGACCUGACCAGCGCCCGCCAGAAGGAAGUCGAGUUCCUGCAGCGCGAGGCGGCCAGCAAAGAGGUGAUCAAGGGCCUGCGACGCGAGGUAGCGGAUCUAGAGAGCAAACUCCACGACCAGCAAGUCUCCCGCAUGGUGAACUCGCCCAAUAGCAGCCAGAUGGCCAACGCAACCUACGGCGGGUCGCAGGUGUUGGCGGAGGAGUUGCAGCAACAGCUAGACGAUGCGGAAGACCAGCGCGUAGUGCUGGAGGAGUUCUUGGAGGAGGCGCGACAGCAAGCCGAAGAGACGGCCGCCCAGCACGCGCAGUCACUGCAGCGACUGCAGAACCAGCUCAACGAGGCGAUCCGCGAUCGGGAUACCGUUGUCGCCCCCGCCCCCGCCGCAUCUCCGUCUUCCAAAAGCAACAACGGGCGUAGCGGCACAAGCAGCAAAGCGGCGCGCGUCCUGCGCCGGACGCAGGACGAGAUUGAAAACCUGGAGCACGACGUGCGACAGCAGCAGGCGCUCAUUGAAGGGCUCGUGGGGUCCGAAGUGGCACUGCGACGCAAGCUGGAGCGCACGCGCAGCGAGCGCGCCGCUUAUCGAGUGAGCGCAGAGAAGCUGGGGCAGGACGUGGCGGCGCUGCGGCGCGGCACGGGCGAGACGGAGCACGAGAUGGUGGUCCGCGCGGCCGCCGUCGCUGCCGAGCGUCACCGCAAGGAGCUCCGCGGCCUGACGACCCAGAUGACCUGGAUGCAGGCCCGGUGGGAGCGCGAGGCAAAGCUGCGCACCGAUGCCGCCUUUGCGAAGCGGUUCUUGCAACUGCAGCUGGACAUUGCUACUGCCUGCAACAAGGCGCAGCUCCGCGAACUCGAGCACAUCCGCACCAAGAUCCUGCACUCGCGCAAGCCCCUCCUGCUGCCCGGCGCGUCGUCAUCAAACGACGCGGCAGGCAGGAAGCCCACGCUGCGGACGUUUCUCGUGGCCGCGCGCUUCGUCGCCAAGAUGCGCAUCGCGGCGCGUCAAUGGGCCGCGCAGGAGGAGGUCCGCCGGCGUCUGCAGGCGGCGGCCGAGGAGACGCGCAAGGCCAAGCGCGCAAAGGGCCUGCGGGUCGUGCGCGUGGACGAGGAGGACUACGGCGCAGCAGCUUAA